Messenger RNA from Zophobas morio, 753 nucleotides. RefSeq names its product chymotrypsin-1-like. NCBI's taxonomy places the organism in Eukaryota, Metazoa, Arthropoda, Insecta, Coleoptera, Tenebrionidae. Gene Ontology annotation, molecular function: serine-type endopeptidase activity. The record is from RefSeq and is a predicted model, not a curated record. The transcript has 3 exons. Gene Ontology annotation, biological process: proteolysis. The coding region runs from base 1 to 753 and encodes 250 amino acids.
AUGAACGCAACAGGUAUUUUCGCGUUCUUUUUCACUUGUGUAGUAACCUACUCCUUGGCUUUUCCUGGUAUUCACCCCGACGACGAAGUUAAGUUCAGAAUUGUUGGUGGCGUCGACGGUAACAUAGAAGAGUAUCCUUACUCAGUGUCUAUAAGAGAUGAAAAUAAUGGACAUACUUGUGGUGGUACGCUCAUUAAUUCUGAGUACGUCAUUACUGCUGCGCACUGUGUAGCAAGUGGAAAGGAAAGAUCCGUGGUUAUUGGCAGCGCGUACCUAAACAAUGGGGGGACCAGUACCAAACCAGUCUCCACACAUGUGCACCCAGACUUCGACAGGUUGUGGCUCAGAAAUGACAUAGCUGUACUGCAAAUAGAGAAACAAACGAGUUAUGAAUCUUCAUUUCCUGCUAGAAUGCAAACCAAUUUCUCGGAUUACGAAAAUCCGUGCUACGUAAUGGGCUGGGGUGCUACUACAGCAACAGGAUACCCAUCGAAAAUAUUUAAAGUAGCGGCGGUGCAACCUGUAACUCCGAAAAAAUGCCAUGAAGCAUGGAAAGGAAUAUAUUAUCCACGUCUAAUCUGCACCACUAGUGAAGGAAAUGCAACGUGUGUAGGAGAUUCAGGAGGACCUUUAAUUUGUGAAAAUAAGUUAGCAGGAGUCGUGUGUUUUGGCGAACCUUGCGGUACAGGGAAGCCUGAUACUUUCACAGCCAUCAGUUACUACAACGAUUGGAUUGAUUCAAUAAUAAAUUAG